AUUCUUCGUCUGAUUCCUCUUUCUAUUUCUCUUUCUUAUUCAUCAUCUUCUCUUCACUUUCUCUCUCUCCAUCUCCUCUUCCUUCUACGAGGAGUUGCAGAAGUGAAAUACACUGCCAUUAAACCUUCUCAAAGCUCCACCUGUAACCUAAGAUCUUACCUCACAUUUUUCUCUUGAUAAUCGUAGAGGAGUCAAUACAAGAUAAAAAAGAGAGAAGUCUUGUUUGAAGGAAUACCCGCGUUUAAGUCGGAAGAAACGGGACCGGUUGAUAGGUGGUUUGCGUUGGAGCUUUUUUAUCGGAAUAAGGUGACUUCCCUGGGUACCAGGAUCUCAAAGAGGAGCUUGAGGGCGUGAAGAACAGCUUUUCAAAAUACAGCGACCAAAUUCAGGGGGUGAGUUCCCCCAAAGUGGCGAGUUCAGCACAUCCCCAUCUGUCAGGAGGGUGAAUUCCACCCAUUCUAUCAUGAUGGAUGAUAUGGAGAAUGGUUCCAUGGGACCUUACCUAGAUAGGCCUCGCACUUUCCCUUAUAUGCGCACCAAAUCUUAUUCUCCCUUGGUGUUUCGAAUCAUUAUGGGUCUAAACACUCGCGUUCUUUUCAUUCUUAUGCUUUUGAUCUUUGGAGUUAUCUUCUAUAUUGGAGCUAGCACUUCUCCGGUCAUUGUAUUUGUAUUUUCAGUUUGCAUCUUCAGCUUCCUUUUGUCGAUAUUUCUAACAAAGUGGGUAUUGGCAAAGGAUGAAGGACCACCUGAGAUGGCUGAGAUCUCAUAUGCCAUUCGCGAUGGAGCAGAAGGUUUCUUUAGGACUCAAUAUGGAACAAUCUCCAAAAUGGCCAUUCUGCUUGCCUUGGUGAUUCUCAGUAUCUAUUUGUUGCGGGAUACAACUCCUCAACAGGAAGCUGCUGGCAUUGGGAGGGUUUCAUCUGCGUUUAUUACUGUUAUUUCAUUUCUGCUCGGAGCUUUAUGCUCAGGUAUAGCAGGAUAUGUGGGAAUGUGGGUGUCUGUUCGUGCAAAUGUUCGUGUUUCUAGUGCAGCAAGACGGUCAGCUAGAGAAGCCUUACAGGUAGCUGUUCGUGCUGGUGGCUUCUCUGCUCUAAUUGUUGUAGGUAUGGCUGUAACUGGGAUUGCCAUUCUCUAUGCUACCUUCUAUGUAUGGCUGGGGGUGGAUUCACAUGGUUCUAUGAAAGUCACAGACUUGCCUCUUCUCCUUGUUGGUUAUGGUUUCGGAGCUUCUUUUGUUGCCCUCUUUGCACAAUUGGGUGGUGGUAUAUAUACAAAAGCUGCUGAUGUGGGAGCUGACCUUGUAGGAAAAGUUGAGCAGGGAAUUCCUGAAGAUGAUCCUCGUAACCCUGCUGUCAUUGCUGACCUGGUUGGAGACAACGUAGGUGACUGUGCUGCUCGUGGUGCAGAUCUGUUUGAAAGCAUUGCUGCAGAAAUUAUAAGCGCUAUGAUAUUGGGUGGAACAAUGGCUCAACAUUGUAAAAUUGAAGAUCCUUCUGGUUUUAUCUUGUUCCCUUUGGUGGUUCACUCCUUCGACCUUGUCAUAUCCUCUGCUGGUAUAUUUUCAAUAAAAGGCACACGAGAGGCUGGUAAAGGCAUAGAAGAUCCAAUGAAAGUUCUUCAAAAAGGAUAUUCUAUCACGAUAGUAUUAGCAGUUCUGACUUUUGGUGUGUCAACACGUUGGUUACUCUACACAGAGCAGGCGCCUUCCGCUUGGUUGAAUUUUGCCUUAUGUGGACUGGUGGGAAUCAUAACAGCAUAUGUUUUUGUAUGGAUAACCCAGUACUACACUGAUUACAAGCAUGAGCCUGUACGCACAUUAGCUCUUGCAAGCUCAACAGGUCAUGGGACUAAUAUUAUUGCUGGUGUCAGCUUAGGACUGGAAUCAACUGCACUUCCAGUUGUCGUCAUUAGCAUUGCUAUUAUCUCUGCUUUCUGGUUGGGUCAGAGUUCUGGAUUGUUGGAUGAAUCUGGAAAUCCUACUGGUGGACUGUUUGGGACUGCAGUAGCCACAAUGGGCAUGCUCAGUACGGCUGCUUAUGUUCUGACUAUGGAUAUGUUUGGCCCAAUAGCUGAUAAUGCUGGUGGAAUUGUGGAGAUGAGUCAACAGCCUGAAAGUGUUCGAGAGAUUACUGACGUCCUUGAUGCAGUUGGGAACACUACAAAGGCUACCACAAAAGGUUUUGCUAUUGGAUCUGCAGCACUUGCAUCUUUUCUUCUUUUCAGUGCGUACAUGGAUGAGGUGUCAUCUUUUGCUCGUGUGCCUUUCAAAGAGGUUGAUAUUGCAGUUCCUGAAGUUUUCAUUGGUGGCUUGCUAGGCUCGAUGCUGAUUUUCCUCUUCAGUGCAUGGGCCUGUUCAGCUGUUGGUUGUACAGCUCAGGAAGUGGUAAAUGAAGUCAGGAGGCAAUUUAUUGAGAGGCCCGGAAUCAUGACUUACCAGGAGAAGCCUGAUUAUGGUCGCUGUGUAGCAAUUGUAGCAUCUGCCUCAUUGAAGGAGAUGAUUAAACCCGGUGCUUUGGCUAUUAUAUCACCUAUAGCAAUUGGUUUUAUUUUCCGGAUGUUGGGACAUUACGUUGGACAUCCGUUACUUGGUGUGAAAGUUGUUGCUGCAAUGUUGAUGUUUGCAACUGUUUCUGGAAUCCUCAUGGCUCUUUUCUUGAAUACUGCUGGUGGUGCUUGGGAUAACGCAAAGAAGUAUAUAGAGACAGGGGCUCUGGGAGGCAAGGGGAGUGACUGUCACAAAGCGGCCAUAACAGGAGACACUGUUGGAGAUCCUUUCAAAGAUACAGCAGGACCUUCAAUCCAUGUUCUGAUUAAAAUGUUGGCAACAAUUACUCUCGUUAUGGCGCCUGUAUUCCUGUAGACCUGUUAAAAUGGACACUCAUAGAUUUAACUCUGCACAUCGAGGUUUUCCAGUGUCCGUGUGAUGCUGUUGGUCGUUAGAGGCAUUUUAAUGAAGCCAAAGUGUGCCAAAAUCUUUUGUCAAGUUGGUUACAUAGAAAUUCAUUUUUAUAUCAUAAUCUUGAAUAAUUCUCUCUUUAGGCAAAACACAAUACUGGAUAUCGUCUACUCUUGUGUCGAUGCUUCUCUGUAAUGUAUGUGACAAGAUGGUACCGUGAGAAGUAAAUGUUUAUAUUGAGAGGUUUUGUAACCCAGAAAAUGACUUAAAAUAGGUUUAUCAAAGAACCAUUCUACAGCAUACGUUGUUAAAGUCUAGAACCCAAACCACAUGGAACUUUUCCUCAUUUUUCUUGACCACUGUACUCAAAAUGGAUUAUUUUGCACCAGCCGUCGUAGUGGUUAUACUUGGAAGAUGGCGGGUGAGACCAACGUUUAUGUCUCCACUGACGAUCUUUCAACAUUAA
This is a messenger RNA of Amaranthus tricolor (Joseph's coat), 3362 nucleotides long. Its product is annotated as pyrophosphate-energized membrane proton pump 3-like. Gene Ontology annotation, biological process: proton transmembrane transport. Gene Ontology annotation, molecular function: inorganic diphosphate phosphatase activity; diphosphate hydrolysis-driven proton transmembrane transporter activity. The transcript is spliced from 15 exons. The coding region runs from base 464 to 2860 and encodes 798 amino acids. The record is from RefSeq and is a predicted model, not a curated record. NCBI's taxonomy places the organism in Eukaryota, Viridiplantae, Streptophyta, Magnoliopsida, Caryophyllales, Amaranthaceae. Gene Ontology annotation, cellular component: membrane.